AUGAAGAAAAUGGUGGGACUGGAGAAAGUGUUGGGGAUAACGUUGCCAAGCAACAGCACCAUCACCUGUGACCCAAAUACUGGUCUGCUGGCUUACUCUGCUGGAUGCGUGAUUGUGCUUUUAUGUCCUGAACUCAACAAACAAACCCACAUUUUCAAUACUUCAAGUAAAACGUUGAGUGCUUUGUCCUUUUCCCCAGAUGGAAGAUAUAUUGCUGCUGGAGAGAGUGGGCACAAUCCAGCAGUGCGUGUUUGGGAUGUGGCUGAGAAAGUUGUGAUUUCUGAAUUGUUGGGGCAUAAAUAUGGAGUGUCUUGCGUGCGCUUUUCUUCAGACAUGAAGUACGUUGUGUCCGUUGGCUAUCAGCAUGACAUGGUCAUCAACGUCUGGGACUGGAAGGCAAACAAAGUGGUUGCAAAAAACAAAGUUUCCAGCAAGGUAACCGGUCUGUGCUUUUCAGAGGAUAACAGUUAUUUUGUGACUGUUGGCAAUCGUCAUGUAAAGUUCUGGUAUAUGGAAACUCCCCCCAAAAAUGAGGUUAAUAGGACUGUGCCUCUCGUUGGUCGAUCGGGUUUGUUAGGCGACCUUCGUGAUAAUCUCAUUUGUGGCGUAGCUUGCGGGAAAGGCCGUAAUGCCAGAAGUACAUUUUGUAUCUCUAUUUCAGGAAUCCUCUGUCUUUUCAAUGCAAGAAGAGUCCUGGAGAAAUGGAUUAAGCUAAAGGUGUCCACAUCAAAUUGUCUUUGUGUAACGGAACAGUUUGUAUUCUGUGGCUGUGCGGACGGAACUGUUAGGAUAUUUAAUGCCGAUAACCUUCAGUACAUUACAGAUUUGCCAAAGCCUCAUUAUUUAGGUGUGAAUCUCACACAAGGAUACGAUCCAAGCAUGCUGUUUGCUAAACAGAAUGACUCAGGCUAUCCAGAUACCAUAGCCUUGGUGUUUGAUGAAUACAACCAGUCGGUCUGUUGUGUAUACAAUGAUCACAGUUUGUAUGUGUGGGAUGUUAAUGACCCUAGGAAAGUUGGAAAAGUGUAUUCUGCACUUUACCACAACUUGUGCGUCUGGAACAUAGAGAUCUUCCCAAUGGUAAAAGACAAUCGACUGCCACCAACUGGGUCAUUCCUAACUUGCUCUUCAGAUAACACCAUCCGCCUAUGGAAGACCACCUCAAGCCAAUGUAUAAGGGCGAACAUCUACAGCAAUGACUUGCACAAAGUUAUUUAUGUAAAUGAGAACACCCAGCGUUUAAAAGACAACUUUGGAACGUGUGAAAAAGACGCUAAGGAUUCCAAAAAUGGGGUACGUGUGGUGACGGUUAGUCCUGGCGGCCAACACUUGGCUUCUGGUGACAGAGCAGGGAACAUCCGAAUAUAUGACCUAUUGACAUUUGAUGAGUUGUUGGUUAUUGAGGCUCAUGAUGGGGAAAUCCUAUGUCUUGAAUACUCCAAGCCACUAACAGGAGUGACCAUGUUGGCAUCUGCCAGUAGAGAUCGCCUUAUUCAUAUUCUGGAUGCAGACAAUAAUUACUCAGUCAUGCAAAGCUUGGAUGAUCACUCUUCUUCAAUAUCUUCAGUAAAAUUUGCAGGUGAUGUUGAGCAAAUGCAUUUGAUUAGCUGUGGAGUAGACAAAAGCAUUUAUUUCCGAACUGCACAAAAGCAUGAAGAGGGCAUACAGUUUCUCAGAAUGCACCACGUUGUGGAGAAGACCACUCUAUAUGACAUGGACGUUGAUGUAACCCAGAAAACUGUGGCUGUCGCUUGUCAAGAUAAAACUAUUAGACUUUACAACAAUUUAAAUGGAAAACUGGAGAAGUCUUUCAAAAAUUCUGCAAGUGGAGGCGCAUUGUUAAAGGUUCAGAUCGAUCCUUCUGGAACGUUUUAUGCCACCAGCUGCGCCAAUAAGAAUAUCUGCAUAUAUGAUUUGCAAUCCGGAGAGUGUUUGGCUACCGUAUAUGGGCACUCAGAUCUAGUGACUGAUAUGAAAUUCACCUAUGACUGUAAACAGUUGAUCACUGUAUCUGGAGACAGUUGUGUGUUUAUCUGGCAGCUUGAUCCUGAAAUGACUGCGUGCAUGCAGCAGCGUUUAAAAGAUAUUACAUCACUGGAGAACCCUGAGAUCCCUUGCGAGGACGGCAGCCCAAUUAACAUAUGUGGAAAUACUUUCUUGGUAAAAUUUCUCGAGGACCUAAAUUUAAGUACUUGCACUGUUGAAUCUGCAGAACAGUCAACACCUUUAAGAGACAGCUUUGAGGCAGAAGAUGCACCGUUGCUUCAGACUAAUGGGAAAAUGCCUUUAUGGGUGAAAAAAUUGGAACAAGGCAAAGAGUAUAUUCCUACCAGCAAGACACCGUAUACUUAUCAGCCGCGUGGGCGUUGGGCAAAGAGCGAUAACCUCAACAUAGUAAAGAUUUUGGAAAGCAAAUUUCAGAAUGAUUAUAAUUCUCCAAGCUCUGACAAAUCAGAGACUAGCCUUACAGAAGAUCAGCUAGAGUGUAUGGAACCCAAAAACCUGCAACAUCUCUUGGAGUCAGAAGAAAGAAAUCCUGAAGAUUUUGCAAUCACAGCAUUUACGGACGAGAACGCCUUAGCUUUAGAAGACAGUGAUGAUAAUUUUCGAUAUUCUGGAUCAAAUAUAAUUUAUUACCCUAUGCCCUCUCAUCAGGAUGACAGUGACUUUGCUGUAGAGGAACAGAUCUCAUCAGAAUCAUAUCGGAUCAUCAGUAGUAGGAAUACUUCUAACCUAUCAUUAAGCUCACAACAGUACCGAGACGAUGAGUCCCAGAGCAGUGUGGAGUCCAACUCAGUGGAUGAAGACCAGUUACAGACAAUCUCUCACACCCCGGAGGAAGAGAACUGCCUUUUAAAUAAGUUUGAUAUUUUCAUUGAUCUUGCUGAUGAAAAAUUUGACAACUGUUUGAAGGACCUAAAUCCAUUGGAGGACGAUGAGAAUGAUUUAAAUACUAAUCCCAGGCUCAGCAUUUCUUCAAGAUAUCUGUCGCGUUACCAGAACAAUGACAGGUUUGUUAGUUCAUCGGUUCCUCCUGAACCUCUGGUUCCGCCCUCAACAGACUCCCCUGCAGAAAAUGCACAAGAAAAAAUAAGCACAUUAAAGAAACCAACUCAAAAAUCAGCUGACGAGCUAAUACCUGAGGGACCUGAGAAGAAGAGGUCUUCUAAGCGAGAUGUGAAAGGUUCUUCAAAAACAGCAAGUUCACGCAUGUCAUAUCCUGGCUGCUGGCCCACGAAGACUAAAGAACAAAGCACCAAUAGAAGGCAGUCUUAUAUGGAUCACACCGCUAGCUCCAAGGCAAAGGUGCAGCGCAGCGUGUCAGUGGGAGAGAACAUAAACUGCGUUGGAGGAGAAGACCAUAGUCAGGCUAAGAUGGAUAGGUCUGUGUCCAGCAUUGAUUUGUAUUCCUUGGGAUCAAGCAAGAGUCUGGAGACUGAGAAACAGUCCAGUGUGAUGUGUUCUGGAAACAAAGAAUCAAGAAGGGCGACGUCAGUUACUUCUAGCACAGCGUCCGAUAGACUGUUAAUGCCACCACCGUCAGCCUGUGGUGUUCUCCCUCGUCUAAAGAGAAAGGCCAGAUCAAUGACUAAUCUAGAUAAAAACAACCAAACAAGCAAUUCAACUCAUACGAUAGACAUUCCAUUACAGAAACGAGACUGGGAGGACCAAUAUGAUGCAGUUCUUCUUGGUAAGUUCAAAACAACCCUUGAGGAACUUCAAAGCACUUUUCAGACAGCACUGAAAAUUUAUAAUGAGAUUGAAUUGUGUGGAAGCUCCCAGAGGAGAGUACAGGUAAAGUCUCUAUUGUCUGAGGCUUUGGAUCACGUGCAAACAGUGACUGAUUUGAUGACAUCCUAAAGAGUGUCUAAGCAUCAUGGGAAAUGUAGUUCCAAAACAUCUGGGGGCCCAAGAUUGCUGACCCCUGGCCUAACCGACCUACAGCUGAUACCAUAAAGUGCAGCGUUUUCCCAUGAGCUCUACUAAUUCAGUGUAAAUUUAUAAUUGUUAAUGUUUGGUAUUUAUAUUCUCUUUUUUAUUCAGCCCCCUGUGAAUUCUUUGUAAGAGAGUAUACAGCCAGAUGUAUCCCUUGUAAAAAAAUAAUGUAAUUGUGAUAAAGUUCUAUUUGUAUAUCACUUAAAAUAAUUACACAAUUAAUGUUCAUGUGCUAAUAAUAAUUUGUGUGUAUAUAAAGUUUUUUCUGGAAAAGUUA
Messenger RNA from Bombina bombina (fire-bellied toad), 4213 nucleotides. RefSeq names its product WD repeat-containing protein 62-like. NCBI's taxonomy places the organism in Eukaryota, Metazoa, Chordata, Amphibia, Anura, Bombinatoridae. The record is from RefSeq and is a predicted model, not a curated record. Gene Ontology annotation, molecular function: protein binding.